UCCGCACCUAAAUUCCAACCCAAACCACCAAAGGAGAAGAGAACCAGUUUGGAAUCCUCAGUAUCUCGAAGGAGACGCUUCAGGAUCAGAAAAGAGGAGCCAGUCACGGCCCUGAAAGAAUCGCAGGAUCCUGCCCAAUCUUCAGGAGCAGAGGUGCCACCAGAAAGCCGUGGACGGUAUUACAUCCCACUAGGGCUCGUGGGAGUCAAAUCCCCCAUGGAUGUACUGCACACUCCCCUCGAAGUGGAGGAGGUUUUCAGUAUCGCGCCACUGUCAGGUGUGCUGCGGCCAGGAGAGAGCCAGCAGGUCUCCUUCACCUUCUCUAGUGGCUUCAACACCAUCUCUGAUGUCAUGGCACUGUGCCACGUGGAGGGAGGCCCCACCUACGAGGUGGUGGUGACGGGGGAGACCUCCUGUGUCAGCUACUCCCUGAGCCCCCGGGAGAUCGACUGUGGCUCUCAGAUGUUUAACGAAAUUCAUCACAGCAAGGUCACCCUGGAGAACACUUGCAGGAGUGAAUUCAGCUGGGUGCUAAACCCUAGCACUGCAGACCAGCAGCUGCCUGGAGUGUUUCUGGUCAACCCCACCACUGGCUCCAUUGCACCUGGUGAGAAGCAAGUGCUGGAAUUCUCUUACAUGCCAGGAUUACCAGGAGCUUUCAGCAGGACUUACCAGCUUAAAGUGGGUGACCUGGACCCGGAAAAUAUUUGUCUGAAAGGAGAAGCAUCCUUUCCAAUGAUCUGUAUGAACCUGCCCUGGAACAUCAAAGAAAAUGAAAAAGAUGAGAAGCCUCUGACACAGCUCGUAAAACUCGCGCAAGAACACAGUCAGAGGAAGAAAUCCGUUGAUCGGAAGAAGACUCAAAGCCUGAAGACUGGGACCUUGAAGUCUCAGACCCAAAAAACUCGGACUGCAAAGAGUCUGAGUCCGAAGACUGGGAACCUGAAUCCUGAUGUGCUUGACUCUGGCAUUGCACCAAACACUCAGCAGAUAAACACGGUGAAGACGCUGAUUGAGAAGGCUGCUCUGGAGAUGCAGGAAAAGCUCACACCCCAUUCCCCAGAGAGCAAGUUCCCUGACAAAGAACUGUGCCAGAGCCUUGUCAAAGUUGAGCUGCCUGAGUAUGUCCUGGACAUGGGCACUGUCCGUAAGGGUUUCACUGAGAGAAGCACUCUGGAGAUCACCAACCCUGGGCAGAUCCCAGUGUCCUUCCAGAUCGAUGUAUCUGUCCUGCAGGACACAGGUUUCAGCGUGGAGCUGGACCAGGUGCAGGGCCUGCCCCACAGCCACACCAGGACGUUUGACGUGCGCUUUGAAAGUAUCCGGCAGCCACGGGGUGACGUGGAUGUGCUGCUGCCCAUAGAGGUGAAAAAAGGCCCCACAUAUAACAUCCGUCUGCGUGCCGCUGUGUCUGAGCUGUCACUCGAACUCUCCAAGAACACUCUGCACUUCUCUGCUCUGCUCGUUGGGCAGUGCCAGGUUGAGACAAUCCAGCUCUACAACUGGUUCCGAGUACCCUGCCGAUGGUCCAUCAAGCCUGUUCAGAAGAACAAUCAGCACAUGUACAUGACACCAGCCGUACAUCAGAAGCAGCAGGCGCUGGAGGAUGAGCCCUGUCCCUUUGAAGUGAAGCCUUCCAAAGGAACCCUUGGUGCAGGAAGGUGGCAGAAGCUGCAAAUCACAUUUACACCCAAGGAGGAGAGGUCUUACAAGAAUGAGCUGGAGCUUAACAUUAAUGGGAGCAGCAAUUGCUUAAAGCUGCAGCUCUCCGGACAAGGUCUGGAGCCGCGGUUGGAGUUCAGCCCUCCAGCACUAAAGAUGGGAUGGAUGCUGGUGGACAGCACUGGGGUGGAGGCCACAGUGGUGGUGAAGAACCCAUGCAACUUUCCCAUUGAGUUUUACUCCCUGGAUUUUGAUGAGCAGCACCUUGAGAAGAAGAAGGUCACAGAUCCGAAGACCUUGACUGGGGAGAUCCUGAGGGAUGGGAAGCUGCCAGCGGAAGACCAGAUGCUGGAACAUCUGGGACUGCAUCCCGACAGCCCUCCCCUUUCCCCUGCUGCUGUGCUCUCCAGUGUCGAGUACCCAGAGAAGCGGCUGGGCUCUGCAGAGCGUGUGCAGGACAAUCUGCUGGGUGCUCCAGUGGUGCCAGCACUGAAGGCCAAGGCCCCAGAUGCAAAGGGCAGUUCUGCCAAGGGCCAACCAAAGACGGGUAAAGCAACCAGCAGAGACAGAUCUGCAAAGGAGAAGCAGAUCUCCACACGGAGAACAGAAAGUUCCCGGGCCUCUUCUGCAACAAGAUCCAAAAGUACGCUGGAAAGGGCCUCAACCCCCACAGUAUUCCUCAGGCUUAAACAGUACCGGUGGAUAGUGCCUGCCCAGGGUGAGGUGGAACUGAAGGUCAACUUCUUCGCCAAAAAGCCAGGGAGGUUUGAGCAGACACUGAGCUUUGAGCUUGUGCCAUCAAAGCGCCAGUACAAGCUGCCCUGCAGUGGCACUGGCCUGUACCCCAGCAUCAGCCAGAACCCACGGGUGGUGUUUCCACAGUGGAGGGCGACCAUGAAGGAAGGUGAAGUCAUCUUCAAGGAAUAUGUUGAGAGCACAAAGCAAUUCCACUUUGGACCGCUGCUGUGUGGGAGAUCAAGAGAGUGGUACAAGACCCAGAACUGUCCUGGCAACUCUGAAAAUAUAACCAUCUUCAACAACUCCCCCACGGACGUAAAGGUCCGAUUCUCCUUUGAGAAUGCUGGGGAAGCAGAUACGUUCCUUUUGAACCCUCCCCGCAUGAGACUGAAACCAAAGGAGAAGAAGGAGCUGACCAUUUGGGCAUACCCCACUUCCCCUGGCUUCCUGGAAGACAAACUCGUCUGCAGCAUUGAGAAGAACCCGAACCCAGUGGUCUUCAGCCUGUGCUGCUAUGGGGUGGGCAUGAAGAUGGAGGUCAGCACCCGGGAGCUGUCUUUUGACAAACUGCUUCUGCACAGGACUGACUGCAGGACCUUCGUCCUGAAAAACAACAGCAUGCUGCCCAUGGCCUGGCAGCUCCGUGGGCUGGAUGACCUUGUUGAGAACUUCUCCUUGUCACAAAAUAAUGGCAUCCUUGAUCCCCGCUCAGAGUUUGAAGUGACACUGCAUUUCAAGGCUGAGCAGAUUGGCAGCAUUGAGAAGACCCUCCGACUAGAGGUUUCAGAUGCAGAAAACAUCCUGGGGGUUGUUCAGACAGAAAACAUCAAAAUCUCUGCAGAGGUCUAUGAUGUUUCUCUGGGCAUUGACAUGCCUGAAGGUGCAGAUGGAAGCUUGGAAUUUGGAACAAUUAAUGUCCUGGAUAAGGUGAAGAAAGUCCUGAGUCUAAAGAUCAAAGGGAUAUACAGGAUUGAGUACAGGUUCACGCUGAAGGGUGCAGGUCCCAGGAUGCAAGACUUGGCAUCCUACUUCACUGUUACACCUCAGUCGGGCAUGGUGAAUGCCUCCCACCCUGAUGCGAGUGUUGAGAUAAUCUUCCACCCCACAAGUGAAAUCCUCCUCAAGAACAUACCCAUCCUUUACUGCCAGGUGAUAGAUGCCAGCUCAGGUGAAGGAGGCCAGGCUGUUACCAACAUCCCAAUAAGAGUGUCGGCCAAAGCCGAGUACAGCAAGUACAGCAUUGUGCCUGCCUCACCCACCGACUUCGGAGCCAUGAUCAAGGGCACCAAGAAGAGCCGGACUGUUGUGCUGAAGAACAACGGCACGCUCAGCUUCAAAUUCCACAUCCGCCGAGAACCCAAGCUUGCAUCUGCAUUGGAAAGCAAAAGUUCAAAGCAAGGGGAGUCUGCUCCAUCAGCUAAAAAGCGCUCAAAAGGAAGGAAAUCAGGCUCCUCGACACAGGGUCACCUCAGGCUUGGCAUGUUCACAGUGUCCCCCUGCUCCGGCUCCGUCCAUCCGUCACGCAUGCAGUUGAUCAAAGUGGAGUGCCUCGCAGAGCAGGAGGGGACAUGGGAGGAGCAGAUCUACAUUGACAUCAUGGACAGAGACCCCACAGACAAUCCCCUCGGCAUUCCCUUCACCCUGAUUGUCGAGACCUGCGUCCCAGGACUUGUUGAGAAUGUCGCGUCAAUCUUCAAGGAGUAUCCGAUCUGCAGCAGCGCCGACCUCAGCCACCAGCUGCAGUCGGUGAAAGGCACGGGCCUCUUUGUCAGAGAUGAGAACAGAUUCAUCUUCAGCAAGGUUCAGGUUGGGCAAGAGGCAGAAACCCAUUUCAGUAUCUGCAAUGCUUGCCGUCUGCCAUGUGACGUGGCCCUCUCCAUCAAACCCCUGCCUGGAGAGGAACAAAGCCUUAUCAACAACAUUUUCAAGCUGGAUCCAGUCAAGAUGUCCAUUCGUGGCUCGUCCUCUGCCGUUGCUACGGUGACCUUCACUCCGCCAGACAAGCAGAGCUACGACUGCACCUUCGAGGCUUCCCUUGAGAUGCCCAAGGGGUAA
Molecule: messenger RNA, 4455 nt
Organism: Haemorhous mexicanus (house finch)
Lineage: Eukaryota; Metazoa; Chordata; Aves; Passeriformes; Fringillidae
Product: hydrocephalus-inducing protein-like
Exons: 28
Coding region: 217-4455 (1412 amino acids)
Biological process (GO): axonemal central apparatus assembly; cilium movement
Cellular component (GO): axoneme
Source: RefSeq, a predicted model, not a curated record